GUGAAAGUUGGUGACAAGGAAUGUGACGUCAUGUCAACAUUUUACCUGUACAUCACCACAAAACUGGCCAAUCCAAUCUACACGCCUGAGGUGAGAGUGACAUUUUUAUUAAUUUUUUUUAAUUGCACUUGACUAAUCUUUUUGACAUUAACUUUAGCAUGCAUUGAAUCUUAAAAAGAUAAAAAAUAUUUGUGUGAUCGGAUAUAACAUUAUUUUAAUUUUCAAAAUGCAAAAUUUAUUUAUUGGUAUAUAUUGGUCCUGUGUUUAUGAAUAAUACUGAAGUCUCAUCCUAAGUAUAUGAAUAAGACUCAAGUCUCCCCUUGUGUUUAUGAAGAAAACUGAAUUUUAUUUCUGUCACGUGGACGAUCUGUCAUCUUUAUUUCUUCUGCUUUUUUCCCGAUUGCUCUGACCUAGAAUCACAUCACUGCAGCCAAGCACACGUGUUGCAUGUUUUUUUAUGUUUUAAACUUGUUAAGUCACUUAUGAUGUUAAUAUAUGUGCCACUAAUACGUCUCUUUGGGAAAUGGCGUCGGUGGGCCGUCAAGCCGUCGAGCUCAUAAUGACCCUCCCUGUACCCCCCACAUGGGCCAGGCACCGGGUCUCUUCGCCACCAGACCAUGCUGUGGCAUGCCGGGAACCUACCCCCUGGCCUGGGGGAUGUCCAGUCAACCAAGAAUGCUACAUUUAAAGCAUUCACAGCCGACUCUCCCGUGGCUUGGGCGGGUUUGCUUACACUCCGGAGGGAAGGUGUUGCAUUACCACCCCCACCGCCCAGGGAGUCUUUCAAUCAGGACGGAAAGCUGGGAUAAAACUAUUGCCUAGGAGCGGCUUUCUCACGGCCGCUUAGCGAUGUGCCUCUACCUCUAGAACAUUCAGUCAAUCUCAUCUCUAAAAUAUUAUUUCUUUUUCUUACAGAUCAGCGCCCGCACAUCUGUGAUUGACUUCACUGUGACACAGAGGGGUCUGGAGGAUCAGCUGCUGGAUCGUGUGCUUGUCACAGAGAAAUAUGCAAGUCUAAAUAUAUGA
Lymnaea stagnalis (great pond snail) is the source of this 1026-nucleotide messenger RNA. The record is from the annotation of a GenBank genome assembly. Lineage: Eukaryota; Metazoa; Mollusca; Gastropoda; Lymnaeidae.